Messenger RNA from Vitrella brassicaformis, 5142 nucleotides. The record is from the annotation of a GenBank genome assembly. Lineage: Eukaryota; Vitrellaceae.
CUUCCCUUACUUACUUGAGGCAGUCAGUGUGUCACAUAUAUAGAUAUACAUACCAUUGAUUUGAUGUCGGUGUCUGUCUGUCUGAUGCGUGCAGUGCAGUGCAGCAUGCUGCAAAAACACCACAGACAGACAGACACCGACAUGCAACACAGACAGACAGACACGUCUACUCUGAAUCAUCCAUCGGUCAUUCAUGGCUGUCGAUCCAGUUGCUCGUGGUCGUCCGCUGCCGGCCGAUCCACACAGGUCCCACAAAGCCAUCCAUCCAUCUGCUGCUGGUCUUCUGACACACCACCAUCGUCAACGGCCGCAGCAGCAGAUCGGAGCUCCCUGCUGCCCAAUUCCACCAGCUCUGCCUCUGAGCCAGGCUCAUGCUCGGCGGCGAUGGCAUCAUCUACCUCACCCUCACCCUCACCCUCUCCCUCUUCGCCCAUGUCAGUGGAGGCCAUCCUCGUCUCAUCUCCACCCGCAGCCACACCACCAUUCCGCUGCUGCUGCUCCAGAGACUCAUCCACCACAAGCACCAGCUCCUCCUCCUCCUCUCCCCUGUGACAAUCCAUCCCUGCCGGCGGCGUCUCAUCACCAAUAAACCCAAACCCCGCCCGUGUCGCCCGGUCCAAGAUGUUGCCGUCAGACGGGCUCUUGACCAUCCCACGCACCAGGCCACGCUGAGGCAGCAUCGGCUGUGGAUGCUGGAUGGACGGUGGGGGUGCGUUGCGCGGCGAGGGCUCGCCCAAGGUGCCGGUGAAGGACUCCGCCGCCCCUGGUGCUAGGGGCAGUCGUGAUUGUGACUGGAAGCGCUGGAGGGGGGGCGAGAUUGACUGGGGGGAGAGGCUGGGGCUCAUUGCGGGGGAGCGACCAAUGGAGGCCUGCAGAAAAGAGAUAAUGAGACAUACAAUGAAGGAAGAAGGGAUGUCAGAACGUCUGUGUCUUUCUUGUCUCGGCUUGUCUGUCUAUGCGUGGCUGGCUGACCUGCAUCUGCAUGUCCCAGUGUGAGUGUGCCCUGAACAUGCCCCCGCCAGGCCGCCUCUUGCUGCCGCCCCCUUUGCGCCUCCGGAGGCCGUCCACCAGCCGCGCCAAAGAGUUCUUGCUCAUCUGCCGGAGGGUGUGGACAACAGGGUUGGAUGACGACUUGGGCAGGGGCGGCACGGCGGGGUCAUUGUAGUUGAAGAUGCGCGACCGAAGCAUGCUCGGCGUCAUCAUGCCGAGAGUCAUCCUGCUUUGGUAGGUAGAGUCAAGCAGAAACCACGACAGACAUGUUGAGCUGACUGAGGGAGCGUGUGUCGUGUGUUGUGUGUGGUUGGGAAGGCCACAUCACUCACCUGCUGAGAGCGCCUCCCGCCAUCGGCUGGUUGGGGCUGUUUGAGCCAGAGAAGCGGAAGGGGCUGAACCGGUGGGGCGUCAUGGGGCUGACGUCAUAUACACGCACAGCACACAUAAGUACUUGUAUGUGUGUGUGACAGAGGUGGGUGGAUGGGAUGAGUCGGUGGGCUUACUGUACCCGGCUGAUGUGACGGAUGAGCCCACAGAGCUGUUGGACAGUGACGUCAUGCCCGACGUCGUCCGCGCUAUCAGCAGAUUCUGACUCGGCUCCCACCCGUACCGCUUGCACAGCUCCUUGAUCGCCUACGUCCAUUCAUCCAUCCAUCCAUGCAUCCAUCCAUCCAUCCAUUCCCACACACACCGGACACACACACAGCACUGUUGCAGGCCGCAAAGAGCAGCUGCUGGUAUGUAUCUGGCUCGGCCGGCUCGGCUAACCCUGAUGGUGCUCCUCUUGGGUUGUCUCCUCUUCCUAUUAGCGCUGACGUCGUGCACCGUGUCCAUCUGCCCGAUGUGGUGCAGCCGGAUGACCGCUCCUGGGUUGAUGUCGAUGGCGAAGUCCUCGGGCAGCGGGUGGUGCACGAGGGCGAACACGCACGACGCCACGGCAGACGCCAUACCCAUCAGGUGAUACCCACCCUGACACACACACACACACACACACACACAGGCGGGCACACGCACACGUUGUGUGAGGUUGCGUGUGGGUGCGGCGCUUACCUCAAGGACGAGCCCGCAUUUGCCCUCACAGUGCACAUCCGCCAGCUGCAGGAGCUGCGACACCAUCCACCCAUAGCAGUUGGGCGACACACGGCAGCCGCCCACGCGGUCCUGAUAGCAUAAUGCAAAUCGGUGGAUGGAUGGAUGGAUGGAACUGACACGCUACACAAGAGUGAAUGCCCCUCAUACCGCCCACACCACACGCGUCGCGUACCCUCUGCACGGCGUCAAAGCCUGCCGAGACGAGGAUGAAGUUGGGCUGGAAUAUGUUGCAGGCGGGCAGCAGGAUCUCCCGAAAAACAUGAUACAGAUCGGGGUCGCCGUACCUGCAAGCACCAAGCAUCACACCGCACCGCAGCAUACCAGUGAGUGACCCUCACCCACCCCCACCACAAGCUCACCCCCUGUCCAAUGGCAGACUGAUGGUGCCACCUUCUGCUGCGUCGGGUGUGAGUUUCAGGCGGCUGUCCUUGCCUGGAUAAAACGUCUUGCCGCCCCGAUGGACAUCGAAAAACAGAAUGUCCUCAUCCUGCCCGACAAGCUCAUAAGUGCCGUCGCCCAGAUGCACGUCAAAGUCGACGAUCAUGAUGCGCUCGACGUGGUGUCUGCUCUGCAGGUAGCGCGCGGCCGUGGCGACGUUGUUGAUGAGACAGAACCCACCGCCCUGACUCCUGCACACACAUAGAACGGGACGGACGGAUGUCAACCAGUAGGUACGUAUUCCCCCUAAACCUCCCUUGGUGUGACUGUGUCUGUGCCUUACGCGCCGGCGUGGUGGCCAGGUGGCCGCACAAGGGCAAACCCACUCCGCACCUGGGACUCUGGAAAGAAGGUAUGACGCGGAGCAUGGCCAUAGAUUCAAACAUGUGUGUGUCACUUGAUUGACGCGUCCGUCCACCGGUUCAACCUUACUGGGGUCCAUGAUGACGUCCAUGAGAGUGAGGACGCUGCCCACCCCCGCCUUGACCGCCUCAGUGCUGCCCUCACACACAUACGUGUCGGGGUCCAUCGAAAACGGAAACCUACACACACGCACGGCCACACACACACACACACACACACACAUGCAGACGUACGUCACCAGGCGCCCAGCCCUCAUUGGGGUGAGUAGACAAGUGCAGCCAGGGCUCCCGGACGGACCCACCAGAAUUUGUUGCAUGCGAGCAUGGGAUUAGUGUCCAUCUCCUUGUGUGUGGCCUUGGCGAUUUCCCGCGCGGCGGCCUCCUUGGGCAGCCCCAGUAUCUUGUCCACGUACGCCUUGCUGUGGGCCAGCACCAGCUCGUCACGUGUGGCAGGCCGGCUGCGCAGCACCGUCAGCUCGUCAAACAGACCCUCAUCCUGACGCACGCCCACACAUACCAUACAGCAACCUAUUCGUCCAUAGAUAGUGUCGGUAAGACCUCUCCAGGCGCAACACACGCACGUCACCUUCAGGUGUUCAAUUGUCGCAGUGAGCCUCUCCGGCCGCUCAGGGUGCACAGAUGGGCCGACAUGGGCGCGGAACAGCUUCUCAAUGCUCUCGUCCCACACGAGCACCACGAUGUUCCUCCCACCAUCACCGAGAUUGAGGCUGGCCGCCGAUGGCACAUCUGAUGGCGACUUGGCCAUGGCCAGGGGCGGCGACACGUUCACCGGGUUGUCAGUGCGGACGAUCUGCACGUGAAGAUGGAGGGCCUUGGUCAGCUCUCCCCCUAUCUGGGUGAAGUCGUUGGCCCACACGGCCCUGACCGAGCCGAUCCUGCGCGAGACGUCGGCCCACUCGUUGAGGAAGCGGAGAACGUUGCGCGUGAAGCGGCCUAAAGCGGUCUUGAUGAAGACAGUGGAGAGCUCGGGCGACAGCAGCUCGGCCGCAGACACAUGAGCACGCUCCAGCUCGGCUUCUCGCCUGAUCGGAAGAGAGAAAUGGGUGGCUUGCUUGUUGGUGCUGGUGCUUGGUCCCUCUCGUAUGUGUGGGUGUGGUGUGAGCGUGUUUACUUUUGCAGCGGCGAGUGCGAUAGGUUGUCCAGUGGGUCGACCGACUCGUGCAGUCGCGUGAGGACAUAGGUGUUGACGUUGACCACGUUGUGCAGCACGAACUCCUUGAAGGACGAUAUCUACGUUCACACAAACACAUUGGCUUGCCAGCCAGCCAAGUCACAUGACAAACAUGCACCAUCGCCUUCCUUCUCACUCACCCUCUCGCCCGCCAGCUCCACCAGCAACUCAGCAGCCACACGGGCACCACACGCAUGACCCUCAGGCAACACACCUGCACACAUACAACAUGCAUGCCCACAUCGACCCUUGUUGCUAUUCACUUUCCCCCUCCACCAUCCAUCCAGGCUGGCUGACCGUUGCUGAAUGCGUGCAUGACCCAGAAGGCGUCAUUAGUGUCAUCAUAUCGGCACACAAACUUGGCGAAGCCCUGCAGGAAGCCGAACCCGAACAGCCACCGAGGAGGCGCGUCGCGAAUGUAAAAGAUGGCGCCCUCCCUGGGGGUCAGUGAGUAGCACGCACACACACACACACACGCACGCACGCACACGGGCCGUGCGUGAAUGAUUCUCGGGGGAGUGGGUGAGUGUUUUACUUGACUUCCGAAUCGGUCUUAUCGUCGUAGAUCAUGUUGGCGCCCGUGUACUUGAUGAGGCCGUCAAACUGGACGCCCUCAUCCUCUUUGUGACAAGCAAACACCGGACAGACAAAUAGGCGAUCUGGAGUGACCAUCCAUCCAUCGCAUCACAGGUGACUCACUUUUGUCAAUCCAGUAGGUGAGCUUCUCCUCGUCUUCGCCAAACACGCUCGCCAGACACCACGUGCACGUCCACACAGGCACGAACCGCCGCAGCUGCGGAGAUCGAUCAGUCACAGCCACACACAGAACGAUGAUCAACAAGUCAAUCAAUGAGUGGCUGCGUGUUAGUCCUUGCCAGCAGCGACGUACCUGCGGCGGCAGCUCUCUCGGCCGCUGAUGCGGCUCGGCGCUCUUGAGGUUGUCGAGCGUCAUUCGUGCAGUCGCACCGCUCUCCCCGGCGGAUGCCUCAACUCCACAAAAACAUGGAGAUCCGGCACGUGAGUGGGUGGGGGGAGUCUGUUUGGGCAGUGGCAGAGAGAUGGGAU